This is a messenger RNA of Capra hircus (goat), 894 nucleotides long. Its product is annotated as serine protease 44-like. NCBI's taxonomy places the organism in Eukaryota, Metazoa, Chordata, Mammalia, Artiodactyla, Bovidae. The transcript has 7 exons. Bases 202 to 894 code for a protein of 230 amino acids. Gene Ontology annotation, biological process: proteolysis. Gene Ontology annotation, molecular function: serine-type endopeptidase activity. The record is from RefSeq and is a predicted model, not a curated record.
GACGGACCCAAGGAGGCUUCUGCAGUGAGCCCCACAUUGCAGGGGGCCCCCUCAACUUCAGGAUACCCGACAACCGUGACUGUUUCAACACACACUGGAUCUCCUGCGCCUUCCACAACUGCAGUGGGAGAGACUUUGAAACCUGCACAGACUCCUGCUUUUGAACCGCUGCCUCCUCAAGGAACAUGUGGCCAUCGGAUUAUGCGGAUAGGUGGUAGAGUGCCAUCCCCAGAGAGGAAGUGGCCCUGGCAGGUGAGCGUGCAGGUCAACAGUGUCCACAAAUGCGGAGGCUCCCUCAUUGCACCACGUUGGGUACUGACGGCAGCUCACUGUGUAAGAGGCUAUUCGGAAUAUACAGUGCGCCUAGGAGACACAUUGUUACAAUUGAAUUCCCAAAAUGCAGUGGUCAUUCCAGUCCAAGACAUCAUUUGCUAUAAGUACUAUAGUUAUCGCACUAUGAGGCAUGACAUUGCCCUUGCUCUGCUGGCCUUCUCUGUGAAUUAUUCUGCGUACAUUCAGCCAGUGUGCCUUCCUGGAAAGAAUUUUGAAGUGAAAGCUGGGACAAUGUGCUGGGCAACUGGAUGGGGCCGAACCUUACAAUUUGAGCCGUCACGUGUACCCACUCUUCAGGAGACUGAGCAAGUCAUUCUUCACUACGCGAAAUGUAAUAGGAUGAUCAAGCAACAGGAAAAUCCAUUUCCCAAGGUAGUUCGUAAAGGAAUGAUCUGUGGUUAUCAUGAAAUGAGUGGAGGCCCCUGCAAGGGAGAUUCUGGGGGUCCCCUGGUCUGUCAGUUUAAUGACACAUGGAUCCAGAUGGGGAUUAUCCAGGUUUCAGAUAGAGCACUUUCAGGAACUGUUUGGACAACUUGGAAGGGCUUCCUGAAGAUCAGCUGA